Messenger RNA from Eimeria necatrix, 903 nucleotides. RefSeq names its product Glucose-6-phosphate dehydrogenase, putative. Gene Ontology annotation, biological process: pentose-phosphate shunt, oxidative branch; glucose metabolic process. NCBI's taxonomy places the organism in Eukaryota, Apicomplexa, Conoidasida, Eucoccidiorida, Eimeriidae. The coding region runs from base 1 to 903 and encodes 300 amino acids. The transcript is spliced from 9 exons. Gene Ontology annotation, molecular function: NADP binding; glucose-6-phosphate dehydrogenase activity. The record is from RefSeq and is a predicted model, not a curated record.
AUGACCCUCUCGAUCAUUGCACUGCGUUUUGCUAAUGUUGCUUUUAAACACCUUUUCCACAGGCACAACGUACGUUGCGUUCGCAUCACAUUCAAAGAAGACAUUGGGACGAAAGGUCGUGGCGGGUACUUCAAUAGCUACGGCAUCAUUCGGGACGUUAUGCAGAACCACAUGCUGCAGUUGUUGACGCUGAUAGCCAUGGAGCCUCCUGCUUCUCUGAGCGAUGAGGAUGUCAGAGAUGAGAAAGUGAAGGUUUUGAAACAGAUGCCUGCUAUCAAGCUAGAGGAAACAAUCUUGGGGCAGUAUACUGCUUCUCCCGACGGCACGCAACCAGGCUACCUAGAUGAUCCCGGAGUCCCCCCCGAUUCUCGGACGCCUACAUUUUGCACGUGCGCACUGUGGAUUGAGAAUGAACGAUGGCGAGACGCUGGCAAGGCUCUGGAGAAGCGCUGCACGGAAAUUCGCAUUCAGCUGCGUCCCAUUGCUCAGUCUUUUUACCCCGAGGAGGAACUCGCGGAAAACGAACUCGUCAUAAUCGUACAACCUCGUGAGGCUAUUUAUCUGAAGUUCUAUACGAAGAAGCCGGGGCUUGCAUCGGGGCUUCAGCUUACGGAAUUAGACCUAUCAGUGAUGGACAGACUGCAGGUUGACCGCCUUCCUGAUGCCUACGAGCGCCUAUUGUUAGAUGUAAUUAAGGGCGAUAGACAGAAUUUCGUUAGAACAGACGAGCUGCGUGAGGCUUGGCGCAUAUUCACGCCACUCCUCAAGCAGAUCGACAGCCCGGGGGUCAAACCGGAGCCUUAUCCGUACGGGUCGCAUGGACCAGAGUCGGCGUAUGCAUUCAUUCAGAAAUACUACAGCUAUCAUGAAGAGGCGCGUUACCAAUGGCAAGCAAAGCAUUAG